AUGGCGGGCAUCCCACAUUCCAUGCAGUCGCAUGCUGCCCACCAUGGGCACACCGCAGCGCAUCCCUCAGAGCUCUUCGGUGCAGAGCACGAGCGCGACGAGGAGCCAGAAGCCGGACAAACCGGUCUUUUGGCUCUUGGGACGACUGUGUUGGCAUCAGGGGAGCUGGAGUUCGAUGAAGAUCUCACAGCUGUAAAGCACGACGAGGCUCUCUAUAGCGCUGUGAACACCAUGAAGCGCCACAAAACCAUCACGUAUGACGACAUAGUUAUGUCCCAGGGAGUCCGACAAAGCGUUUACUUGGAGUACAUAAAGUGGGAGAUUGACACCGAGAAUACAUUUCUGGAGCUUCCUCUCACGAUCGUUGUGCUGGUCUCUUUUACCAUCCUCGCUCUGUAUAUACUGCACCAGGAACAGCUCUAUGCAAUAGAGGAAGCUUUCGAACGAGAUAUCAUCGAAAAUGCAAACUUCGCUUGGAGUGGCUAUUUUGGCCACAAAGGCAUUGACCAGGUUAUGUCUGUCGCAGACUUCUGGUCAUGGAUGCGUCUUGGUUUCCUCUCCUUGCUGGGCAG
Symbiodinium necroappetens is the source of this 572-nucleotide messenger RNA. Lineage: Eukaryota; Dinophyceae; Suessiales; Symbiodiniaceae. The record is from the annotation of a GenBank genome assembly.